Aphis gossypii (cotton aphid) is the source of this 1856-nucleotide messenger RNA. RefSeq lists its product as uncharacterized. Gene Ontology annotation, molecular function: growth factor activity. NCBI's taxonomy places the organism in Eukaryota, Metazoa, Arthropoda, Insecta, Hemiptera, Aphididae. The transcript is spliced from 6 exons. The coding region runs from base 402 to 1697 and encodes 431 amino acids. The record is from RefSeq and is a predicted model, not a curated record. Gene Ontology annotation, biological process: hemocyte migration. Gene Ontology annotation, cellular component: membrane.
CCACCGCAGUUCCGUCCGAGACCGGUAAGCGCGGUCAUGAGCGAGUGUCGUUGCAGCAGAGCAGUUGCCUGCCGCCGAACGCGAGUGUUGUCCACGUGCGUCGUUCAAAUCUCGUUUAUUUUUCGAAACCGACGGAUAACUUACGCGACUCUAUAGACGAUUUUUUUUUUCAAAACCAUUUGGACGGCUUGCCGUCAACUCGUGCACGUCCAUCGUAAUAUUUUUAUUAAUAUUAUUAUUUUACUUUUUAUUAAGACGUCAUUGAAUAACCAUUCGGAAGACACACGCAGACACGAUUGUCGCUGACUAGUCAUAUAUUAUACGACGUCAACGGAGACAAUCGUUGUCAGACCAAUACUUCACCGUUACCGCGGUCACACAUUUCAACAUACAGGGACAUCAUGACUGCGGCCCCGAGAGUUUUGGCGCUGGCCACGCUGUUGGCGGUCGGGGCGCAGACAUUGUCCAACGGCGGCGCGGACGGCCGUCACGCGUCCGCCGGCGUCGAACGGUACACGAAGCUCGAUAGGUUCUUGCAAGACCGAAUGGGUCUGGCCAGCGUUUUCGGCGGCGGCGUCGGCAACCGGUCCGGUCCGUCGGCGCCGACCACCGACCGAGGCCUAUUGUCCAGGACGGCUGCGACCAGCGCGGCCGUUCCCGAGGACGAGGACGAUGACGGUGCGGAUAACGAAGACGAUGGCGAUGAUGACGACGACGACGACGACGACGAAAAUGACGAGGAGGACCUGCAGGACGAGAAGGACGAAGCGACUCCCGAGCCGAUAGUCAGGCUGCGACACAAGAACGCGGCUGCUGCGGCGGCUGCGGUGAAGGCCGAGAAGGACUUAAACGUAUACGGCAAAGACAUCCAGAAACACGAACCAGCGAGAACCAUGUCACCAGUGUCAGAAAAUAAAUGGAAAUUUCUCGGUUCUAGGAAGACUGUAGAAGAAACUUUCCGUAGUUCACAGAGGAUCAACUUGUUUCAAGGGCAAGGUGAUAACGAAGGGAGUGAAGCUUACAAGCAUCAAAUCAGAAUUUCAAAAGAAGCGUCUUGCAAAGUACCUAGAUCUCGAGUGAUCAAGGUAACUGACGUAUACCCCAGCUCUAAUAAGAAAUAUUUACCUGCGUGUACCGUACUUCACGUUUGCGCUGAUGAUACAGGUUGUUGUAAUAGUCCUACUUUGAAGUGCGGGCCGAAGAUUUCACAACCAAUUUAUUUGCCCUUCUUAGUUUACACUUUACCUGGACUGGGAGACCGGCAGUCACCCGAACAAUCUUCGUACCAGAAAUCGUUACUUUUUUACAACCAUACUGAGUGCGAGUGCCAGUCAAGAACAGAUGAAUUGAUGCCCAGAGACACGUUACCGACUGCGUCUGUGGAAACCCCCAAUCCACAGCCGCUGUUCAAACAUAGAACCGACAGAAAUAAUCAAUACAGUUGUAAGUGUCCGACGGAAUACACUGUACGUUAUUUGGCCAAUGGUUCAUGUUCGUGCGACUGUUUCGACAAACAACGAGAGUGCAUCCGAUACAAAAAAGGCAACGUUUAUUUUAAUCAUCUUGACAGAUACUGCAUAACAUCGGGUCAGUGUUUGUUGCCAAUGUGUGAGUAUGGUGUUUACUCUUCUCGGACUGGUCGUUGCCCAAAACAAUUUGAGACUCUAUAUUCAUUAAAUAAGAAACAUUACUUCUAAGUACUUCUAAUCAGACUGGAGACUAGUAGUUUGUUUUAUAGAAAUAUAAUAUAUAUAUAUUCCUUCACAUACACAAUAUAUUUAUGAUAUAAAGGUAUGUGUAUUUGUAUAUAAAUAUAUAAUACAAUAUCUACCAAAUAAUGUGUUCAGUGAUGUGUU